GAACAAGAUUUGGAAAAGUGAUAGGUGGUCGAGUUUUCUUUGGCUGGUCGGACUUUUACGCGGAGCACUAAUUCCUCCUCCUCUUAUAGGGUCAGGACAGAGAGAGAGAAGGAGAGAGAUGGCCACCGGGUGGGGGGUAUCAUUGAUAUAGGACAAGCAUAUCUAAACCUAUCACAGCCAGUCGGAUUAGCAGACUGUUUUCUCAGAUAAGGAUCUCCCAUGGUCUGAUUUUGCAGGGACAUUGGCUGCCUGCACAAACCGUUCGCUGAAGGGAAGUUAUGCAGACAACUGAACCCUGGGAUUUGAGCUGCAGCUUCCUGAGCUGAUAGUGCCACUCAGCGUCUCCAAGCCUUGGACUUGAUCUCCUGGGGAUUUCAUGUCUUCCAUCGUCUGCAAGAGCUAAAGAGGUCAUCCAGUUUUCAAGGAGUCAAGUUCUGGGGAGUGAAGGAUCAUACCUUCCAGGCACAGCGCCUGCCAUCAGUCCGUGUUGUGCUUGUGUGUGAGUGUGUGUGUGUGUGUGAGUGUGCUGCCGAGUGUGAUGACCACAGAGAAUUCCAGCCAGAACAUAGAACAUCCAGCUCCUCUCAGAAGCAGCCCCACCACUGGGGCUCUGCAGUCAGCACUUAUGAGCCAGCAGCAGCCUGCAAGCAUGGAGACUUCCUCCGCUUCCUCCUCGACCUCAUCCUCCAAAAACAAGAAGCCGAACUCGGGGCUGAGGCGGCCAGAGAAGCCCCCGUACUCAUACAUCGCUUUGAUUGUCAUGGCCAUUCAAAGUUCUCCAACCAAAAGACUUACCCUAAGUGAGAUCUAUCAGUUCUUACAAGCAAGGUUCCCUUUCUUCAGAGGAUCAUAUCAGGGCUGGAAAAACUCCGUUCGACACAAUCUCUCAUUGAAUGAGUGCUUUAUCAAACUUCCCAAAGGUCUAGGAAGACCGGGAAAGGGCCAUUACUGGACAAUUGACCCUGCUAGCGAAUUCAUGUUCGAGGAAGGAUCUUUUCGCCGUCGGCCCAGGGGUUUCAGAAGAAAAUGUCAAGCCCUAAAACCCAUGUACAGGAUGAUGAACGGUAUAGGAUUUAGCACUUCCAUUCUGCCCCAGGGCUUUGACUUUCAAGCCCCACCUGCUUCCCUCGCAUGCCACAGCAAUGGCUACAAUUUAGAUAUGAUGACAAACUCUAUGGCUAGUGGCUACGAUAGCUUGGCUGGAGGUCACCAUGUCCCACAUAUGUCCCCUAACCCUGGCUCCACUUAUAUGGCAAGUUGCCCUGUGUCCUCCACUGGUGACUACGGUCCGGACAGCAGCAGCAGCCCAGUGCCCUCUUCUCCUGCUAUGGCCAGUGCUAUGGAGUGUCAUUCUCCUUACACCAGUCCCACUGCUCACUGGACAUCCUCAGGCGCCUCUCAGUACCUGAAGCAGCAGACAAUGCCAUCCAGUAACCCUUCAUCCGCCGGGCUUCACUCAGGCAUGUCUUCCUACUCCUUGGAACAAACUUACCUCCAUCAAAACACACGAGAUGAUCUCUCAGUGGGAUUGCCUCGUUACCAACACCACACUUCCCCAGUCUGCGACAGAAAAGAUUUUGUCCUCAAUUUUAAUGGGAUCUCUUCUUUUCACCCUUCUGCCAGUAGCUCUUAUUAUCACCAUCAUCAUCAUCAAAGCGUCUGCCAGGAUAUUAAGCCUUGUGUGAUGUGAAGGAACCAGAACAGAGACACUUUGCUGAGUACUAAGUGUGAGUGGCCAUCAGACUGUUGGGCUUGUAUAACUGGACAAUGGUCACCCUAUCGUGUACAUACAUUCCUGUGUUUAGGCACUUAACUAACAGCAUUGUUACCCAUAUUUAAGGGAGUGCUGUUAAAUGUUUACAGUUCAAAUGUGUGCCCCCUUGAUGUUGCAUACUUGACAAAGAAAUGCAAACCAUAAUGGGAAAAAAACUAAACUCGCCAAUUUUAAACCGAAACUGUUCUUUUCUUCCCCAUAACUUCAUAUUGGAAUACAACAUGCUUUUUUUUGCUUUCUCUACUACUUUUUAAGAAAAGGGAAAAUACUGAAUUAUUAUUCCGCCCAAAAAAAGGGAAAAUAUAAUUUAUAACAGAUAUUUAGGAAUGGGAUGGGGUUCACAAAUACCACAGAAGGAAUUUGUAGGCAUAUCGGGGGCGAAAGAAAUAAUAUCCUAAUACAGCUAUUAUUGUAUGCAGUCCAAAGAAUUGAUUCAUUAAAUGGAUAACUGAUAACAAAAACAAAUAUGGAUCCUCUGCCAUUAAAAGGCAGAGAUAUAGGAUUCACAAAAUGUAUUUUUAUACUUUAUAUUUCACAAACCUUGUGUUUGUGAUGGCUCCUCAUCAAUGGUCAGUUUGUAAAUAUGGGUAGGUGAAUACUUAAAGGCUUGACAUAACUAAAUAAGAUAUAGGAGACUCUUGUACAUGCAGUGUAUGGAACCAUAGAAUUAUACACGCUGUGAACCAUGAUCUAUAUUGCCUGGGGUGGACGUAAUGCCACCUGUACGACAAGGAAUAAAUGACUUCACUAAAAACACCUAUUUUCUAAUAUUCCUCUACAAAAGAAAGACUUGCCUGGGUUUUCACAAUACAAUUAGAAUAUUAAAUGUUAAAAUUUUUAUUUAUGAGAAUGUGGAAAUUAACAUUCUCUGUAAUCUGAAACUAAUUGUGUAAACUGGACUUUACUAUAUAGCACCGAUAUUACCUUCCUUAGUAUUACAAAAAUAAUUGUACAUAAAUAAAACUGCUUUUGUGUGUCAAAAAA
Molecule: messenger RNA, 2758 nt
Organism: Spea bombifrons (plains spadefoot toad)
Lineage: Eukaryota; Metazoa; Chordata; Amphibia; Anura; Pelobatidae
Gene: FOXF2
Product: forkhead box F2
Exons: 2
Coding region: 539-1690 (383 amino acids)
Biological process (GO): animal organ morphogenesis; regulation of transcription by RNA polymerase II
Cellular component (GO): nucleus
Molecular function (GO): RNA polymerase II cis-regulatory region sequence-specific DNA binding; DNA-binding transcription factor activity, RNA polymerase II-specific
Source: RefSeq, a predicted model, not a curated record